AUGGAGAAGGCGGAGGUGGACGAGCUGCGGGAGCUCACGCAGCGCGUGUGCGAGAACGUGACGGCGUAUGUCGGCGCGCAACUCGACGGCUCGCUGGAGUCGAUGCAGUUGAUGCAGACGGUCGUAAACAAUAUCAAUACAAAGUAUGUGGGCAUUAAACGAGAGGCCGAAAGUGUCGGCAAGCUGUCCAAGGUGCUGGAGGCCCGAGCAAAAACAAUGGAAGAGAAAAUGAACAUUGUUGAUGACAUUGAUGAGGAGCUCACGGAGCUGGAGGACAUGGUGGAGCAGCUCGAACAGUACACAGGGUCCCUUGAAAUCAAGUUCAAUGAACUGCGCUAA
Messenger RNA from Phytophthora nicotianae INRA-310, 339 nucleotides. RefSeq lists its product as hypothetical. Bases 1 to 339 code for a protein of 112 amino acids. The transcript has 4 exons. NCBI's taxonomy places the organism in Eukaryota, Oomycota, Peronosporomycetes, Peronosporales, Peronosporaceae. The record is from RefSeq and is a predicted model, not a curated record.